UCGUGGCGCGGCCCCAUGCGGCGGGGCGCGGGGGCGGUGGCGGCGCUGCUGUGCCUGGGGGCCGCCUGCCUUCUGGGCCGCGGGUUCGAUCCCCGCGCCUGGCUGCCGCUGCCCCGCGGCCGCCUGCUGAGCAGCGCUGAGCUGGCCCGGUACCGCGGGGCGCCGGGCGAGCCCGGCCUCUACCUCGCCGUGUUGGGCCGUGUCUUCGAUGUGGAGCGCGGCCGCAGACAUUAUGGCCCCGGAGGUGCCUACAGUGGCCUCGCAGGGAGAGAUGCCACCAGAGCAUUUGCCACCGGCGACUUCACUGCGGCGGGGCUGGUGGAUGAUGUCUCAGCGCUGUCACCAGGCCAGCUGCUGGCCAUCCAGAGCUGGCUGGCCUUCUACAGCGAGCACUACGAGCCCGUGGGGAAGCUGGUGGGCAGGUUCUAUGAUGAAUAUGGGGCGCCAACAGAAGCUUUAAGGCAGGCUGAGGCUGCCAUUGAGGAAGCUCUGAAGUUGCAAGCAGAAAGCGAGCAGAGGAAGCAGCAGUUUCCACCCUGCAACUCAGAAUGGAGCUCUGCUGCGGGCAGCCGGUUCUGGUGCUCCAAACAGAGUGGGGGAGUGAGCAGAGACUGGACCGGAGUCCCUCGGAAGCUGUUCCACCCGGGGUCCAAAGGCAGCCGCUGCGUGUGUGUGAGGACAACUGGUCCCCCGUGGGGGCAGCCGGACUCCACCAAGCACCGCAACAGAGGCGACCUGGAUAACCCUCACUUGCAGGAAUACAGCGGCUGCCCUCCGCUAGCAGAGCAGUGUGUCCUGAAGGAGUGACUCCCAGGGCUGGAUUCGAGGCCGCUGUUAAGAGCCCUGCAG
This is a messenger RNA of Neopsephotus bourkii (Bourke's parrot), 849 nucleotides long. Its product is annotated as neuferricin. Gene Ontology annotation, cellular component: membrane; endomembrane system. The transcript has 4 exons. The coding region runs from base 16 to 807 and encodes 263 amino acids. The record is from RefSeq and is a predicted model, not a curated record. Lineage: Eukaryota; Metazoa; Chordata; Aves; Psittaciformes; Psittacidae.